UUAAUUUUAAUCGUAUAAUUUACCAGAUACUUAAAAUGACAGAAAAAUAAACAAUAUUGCGCCGUUAUAUUGAUAUUCAUCGGACGUUUUGCUGCUCGACUGCGGCUAUCGAUAGACGAUAGACCACACAUGUUUUGUUUACUAGAGCAUUGUGCAAUGUGCCUCAGAAUUGUUGAAAAUUAAAUUGAUACAUAACUAUGAGUGAGAAACAAGCACAAAAGCCCGGUGAUGGCAUACGCUCCAUGAGGAGCACAAGUGUGUUCAGAUUAAUUAACUUUGAGCUCUACACAAAGCCGAACAAAAUCAUCAUGGGCCUGGGCCUGGCGGCAUUAACUGGAGUAUUUGGCUACAUUGCGUAUAUGCGUUACAAGUACGAGAAUCUCGGUUAUUAUGUUGCCGUUAGGGAGGAUGGUCGCGAGGAGUUUGUUAAAAAGAAGUCCAAUUGGGAAACAUAAAUGAGGUUUUGUCUGGAAACUAUUUAUUACUGUGUAGCACAAUUUGGUACAAUCAAGAGUUUGUUG
This is a messenger RNA of Drosophila novamexicana, 521 nucleotides long. Its product is annotated as small integral membrane protein 8. The record is from RefSeq and is a predicted model, not a curated record. Lineage: Eukaryota; Metazoa; Arthropoda; Insecta; Diptera; Drosophilidae. The coding region runs from base 198 to 455 and encodes 85 amino acids. The transcript has 2 exons.